AUUAAUCAGGGGCACUGAAUGGAAACCAAUCAGAUAGAGAGUCCCUUUGGCUGCAGCUCGCUGCCUGCCUGAGUUAAAAGUGAUGCUGGGAGAGAGGGAGCCCUAGUUAGAUGCGAGUACGCACAGCGGUGGAGAUGCUGUGACAGGCAGAGGGGAGGAAGCAGGUAGAGAAGCAGCGCUGGGCAGAGCUAGUCUCACGCUGACGAACAAGGUCCUAUUUACAAGAGGAAUACAGCAUUUAAAAAAUUUUCUGGUGAAUUAUUAGGGAAUUGGAGCCUAACAGCAUCUCUGUAAAUGAUGAGGACUUACUCCUUGACAGUUUUGCUUUGGGGCUGUAUGCUUCAUGCAAUUCCUAUGAUACUAUCCCAAAAAAGGACUAACAAGCACUCGCACAGUGAAAGGAUAACAGGAUUGUCAGAGAAUGAUGGAAAAACACUGCAUCGCACGAAGCGUGGCUGGAUGUGGAAUCAAUUUUUCUUGCUGGAGGAGUACACAGGUCCAGAUACUCAAUAUGUGGGCAAGCUACACACUGACCAAGAUAAAGGAGAUGGAAAUUUAAAAUACAUAUUAACAGGAGAUGGGGCUGGCAGUCUGUUCAUUAUAGAUGAAAAUACAGGAGAUAUUCAUGCUGCAAAGAAAUUGGACAGAGAAGAAAAGUCCCUGUAUGUGCUACGCGCCAAGGCUAUAGACAGAAAGACUGGAAGACAAGUGGAGCCAGAAUCUGAAUUUAUCAUUAAAAUCCACGAUAUCAAUGACAAUGAACCAAAAUUCACCAAGGACAUGUACACUGCCAGCAUUCCGGAGAUGUCUGGAGUUGGUACAUCUGUUAUUCAAGUGACAGCCACAGAUGCUGAUGAUGCCAACUACGGAAACAGUGCUAAAAUUGUGUACAGCAUCCUCCAGGGACAGCCGUAUUUCUCAGUGGAUCCAGAAACAGGCAUAAUCAGAACUGCUUUACCGGACAUGAGCAGGGAAAACAGGGAACAGUAUCAAGUGGUCAUCCAGGCCAAAGACAUGGGAGGCCAGAUGGGAGGACUGUCGGGGACCACCACCGUGAAUAUCACGCUGAUUGAUGUCAACGACAAUCCUCCUCGAUUCCCCCAGAGUACCUACCAGUUCAGCUCUCCUGAAUCUGCACCACCUGGGACUGCUCUUGGCAGAAUUAAAGCCAAUGACCCUGACUUGGGUGAAAAUGCAGAGACUGAGUAUAGCAUCUCCAAUGGGGAUGGAUCAGACAUGUUUGACAUCAUCACUGACAAGGACACACAGGAAGGGAUUAUAACUGUCAAAAAGCAGCUGGAUUUUGAGAACAAGAUGUUAUAUACCUUAAGAGUGGAAGCAACCAACACGCAUCCUGAUCCCCGCUUUCUUCAGCUGGGGCCAUUUAAAGACACAGCUCUGGUCAAAAUUUCUGUAGAAGACAUAGAUGAGCCUCCAGUGUUCAGCAGACCCUCUUACUUAAUAGAGGUAGAUGAAGAUGCCAAGGAAGGAAGUAUUAUUGGGCAGGUUGUAGCCCAAGAUCCGGAUGUAACCAGGAACGCAAUAAAAUAUUCUGUGGAUCGACACACUGACCUUGACAGAAUAUUCAACAUCUAUUCAGGAAAUGGAUCCUUAUUUAUCUCCAAGCCGCUUGACCGGGAGGAAAGUCCCUGGCACAAUAUCACUGUCAUAGCAACUGAAAUAAAUAAUCCUAAACAAAGCAGCCAGAUACCUGUCUUCAUCCGGAUUUUAGACAUAAACGAUCAUGCACCAGAAUUUGCCAAAUACUAUGAAACAUUUGUUUGUGAAAAUGCAAAAGCAGGACAGCUGAUACAGACUGUGAGUGCAGUUGACAAGGAUGAGCCUCCUCGAGGACACAAAUUUUUCUUUGAGUUGGUGCCAGAAUUUGCUGCUCAUCCAAACUUCUCCAUCAUCGACAACAAAGGUAACACACCAGGAAUUAUGACUAGAAGAAAUGGAUACAGCCGCAGCAAGAUGAGCACAUACCUCUUGCCAGUCAUAAUCUUUGACAAUGACUACCCGAUCCAGAGCAGCACGGGCACACUGACCAUUCGUGUGUGUGCCUGCGACAGCCGAGGCAACAUGCAGUCCUGCAACGCUGAGGCCCUGCUCCUCCCUGCUGGCCUCAGCACAGGGGCACUGAUUGCCAUUCUCCUCUGCAUCAUUAUCCUGCUGGUAUUAGUCGUCUUGUUUGCAGCCCUCAAGAGACAGAGGAAGAAAGAACCCUUGAUUAUCUCAAAGGACGAUGUUCGGGAUAACAUUGUGACCUACAAUGAUGAGGGAGGUGGGGAAGAAGAUACCCAGGCUUUUGACAUUGGCACACUAAGAAAUCCAGAAGCGAGGGAGGAAAGUAAGAUGAGAAGAGAUGUUAUCCCCGAAACCAUAUUUCAGAUAAGACGGACUGCACCUCUUUGGGAAAAUAUUGAUGUCCAAGAUUUUAUUCAUCGAAGACUAAAGGAAAAUGAUUUAGACCCAAGUGCACCUCCUUAUGACUCGCUGGCAACGUAUGCCUACGAAGGAAAUGAUUCUAUAGCAAAUUCACUCAGCUCUUUAGAAUCGCUUACCACGGAUGGUAACCAAGAUUACGAUUACCUCAGCGAGUGGGGACCUCGGUUUAAAAAACUAGCAGAUAUGUAUGGUGGAGAGGAAAGUGACCGAGAUUGAGAAAGUAAUCUGUGACCUGGUCAGUGUUAGUGGAAUUAAUGUUUAUGUUGCUAGAUAAAGUGGCCUACUCUCUUACUUUGGGGAAAAAAAAAUAUUACAAAAAAUAGAUGUUGUCUUAGUAAGAGUUUGCUUAAUCCAUAAGUCAACGUGAAUGAAUAUGAAUGAUUUAGAUUUUUAAAAAUCUAAAAUUCACCCUCUCUGCCUGAAAACCUCUGAAGAAAGGUUUUCAUUGACAAUAAAAAUACAAUAAAAGGCUUUUUGUGCCUUUAAUAAUGAGAUAGAAAGUUUGUUUGUUUUUUUAAAUUGCUUUGCAUUACCUUUCCUACUAGCUGGGACAUGGUACACCUGUAUUGUAACAUAAUCUCAAAAGUAUAUUUAAGAUUAGUAUUAUUGCCAUAUUUAUUGAGUUAAAGAAUG
Molecule: messenger RNA, 3081 nt
Organism: Struthio camelus australis
Lineage: Eukaryota; Metazoa; Chordata; Aves; Struthioniformes; Struthionidae
Source: RefSeq, a predicted model, not a curated record